UUACCUCAAAUGGCUGAAAAAAUUAAGAUGUUUUUUGCCUUGGCCCCUUCCUAUACAUUGCAGUACACUGUCAGCAUCCCACUACAAAUCAUACGCUUGCCAGCAGCACUGGUGAAGGCUAUAUUUGGCACAAAGGAAUUUUGUCUGCUGAGUCCAAAACUGAGAGCCCUUCUGGCCCGAAAGUGCAGCUGCCGCCUGGUAGAUGAGCUCUGCAAACAAGCUCUUUUUCUUGCCAGUGGAUUCAAUGAAAAAAAUCUAAAUGCGAGUCGGACUGAUGUAUAUGUAUCACGAUUUCCAGAUUAUACCUCUGUGAAAAAUAUGAUCCACUGGGGCCAGACAGCUAAGGCAGGUCAAUUCAGAUAUUUUGACUAUGGCUCAAAGAACAUAGAUAUAUACAACCAGACGACUCCUCCCUUGUACAGAAUAGAAAAGAUCACCAUCCCAACAGCGAUGUGGAGUGGAGGACAGGACUGGGUUUCGCAGCCCAAGGAAAUUGCAGAAUUGCGGCCUCGAAUUACUCAUCUCAUUCAUGACACAGAGUUUCCUAAGUGGAACCACUGGGAUUUCAUUUGGGGCCUCAAUGCUUUUCAGCUGAUGUACCCAAAAAUACUUGACCUGAUGGAGAAGUAGCUGGGAAACUGUUUGGUUAUUGUUGCUCUAUUAAUAGUGAAAUC
This is a messenger RNA of Lacerta agilis (Sand lizard), 674 nucleotides long. RefSeq names its product putative lysosomal acid lipase/cholesteryl ester hydrolase. Lineage: Eukaryota; Metazoa; Chordata; Lepidosauria; Squamata; Lacertidae. The transcript has 5 exons. The coding region runs from base 10 to 630 and encodes 206 amino acids. The record is from RefSeq and is a predicted model, not a curated record.